Messenger RNA from Suillus subalutaceus, 1670 nucleotides. Its product is annotated as peptidase family C78-domain-containing protein. Lineage: Eukaryota; Fungi; Basidiomycota; Agaricomycetes; Boletales; Suillaceae. The record is from RefSeq and is a predicted model, not a curated record. The transcript has 11 exons. The coding region runs from base 44 to 1423 and encodes 459 amino acids.
CUCAAGCUGAAGUGCUUGAGUACUUACCGCUUGCGCGACGCCGAUGGACUCGGACGAUGAAAUAGAAAUCAUCGGCGAGAGCAGCUCACGGCCGUCCUGUGCUGGCCCAACACUGUGCCAGUUGUGUGACAUGAACUUCGACUCCGAGAACUUCAGCGAAUUUCAGCGUCAUCAGCACUAUGAAGCACACUUCAACUCCAGCUCUAGUAAACAAGGGCCGUCUAGUGAUAAAUUCAGGAAGCCAGCGAUACCCAAAGACUUGUUCAAACCUUGCAGCUUCCAACUGCCACUAAGAAAGAAACAGGCAGAUGAAUUUUGGUAUCCUACCCUGUCGAGGCCGCCACCUGACAACUACUGUCCAGGCUUGAUCCCGCUCUUGAAGCAUGCUCUGAAGAAAUCUCAUACCAAAGGAAACACACGCAGAGCUGUUCUCUGCUAUGAAUCAGCUACGCAUAUCUGUGUCGAGGCAUUUGACCGCCGAUGGGGAUGCGGCUAUCGUAAUUUCCUCAUGGCAUGUGCUGCGCUCAUGGACCAGCAAAUCCAGAGCAUAUAUUUCGCCUUACUAGAUGAUCCCUUCCCCCCUAGUGUUCGCAAUCUGCAACGUUGGAUAGAAGCUGCGUGGAAGGAAGGUUAUGACCGUGAAGGUGCUAAAGACUUACGAAACCUGGUAGACACAGACAAAUGGAUUGGCACAGCAGAACUCUAUACCGCAUUCACAUUUCGCGGAAUCCCCUCACAGCUCGUAGAUUUUGAUCUUUCAAAAAGCGAGAAAGGGAUUCAAGUUAUGAUAGACUGGAUUGUCCGGUACUUUUCGCCGCCAAAUCCAAAACAAGACACGGUGACUGAUGUCCUCCGCGGCGCGUCACCUGUGGUCGCAACGGACAAAAUGCCUUUGGUUUUACAGUUCAAUGGCCAUUCUCAAACAAUCGUUGGAUAUGAGAUUUCGAAGAAUGGGGACACGAAUCUUCUCGUAUUCGACCCUUCCAGGCCCCCUAGACUGAGUAUGCGUCGAGCUGCAAUAGCCGGAACUUCUUCUGUUGUAUGGGAACAGUCUCGGACAAAUCAAGUGCUACAGUCUGUCAUGCACCCAACGUCUAACGGACGCUCCUCGAAAUUGAAACGUCCUUCGUCAUCUUCCGAUAUGCAACAGCACAAACGAACCAAAUCAUCUGAGUCAGACGACGAGAUCAUAAUCGUGGAAAACUUUGACGAGCCCAAGAAUGGCCGGGAAUCGGGCGUUUCUGCAGGUCAAACGCAGCCAUCGACACUUGACCCUAGCAAUGUCGUGAAUCACUUUCGGCUUGGCAUGUCUAAAUUGAAGCGCAAGCAAAAUUACCAGAUACUGUACUUUCCCAUGACCGAUCCAUGGUCCAUUGAAGAACGUGACAAGCGGAAGGUUGUAACGAGCAUCUCAUGUUGUUGAUUUUUUUGAUUUGACUCAACACUCGUGUUUCCCAGUAUUUUUUUAACAUCACACCUCAUAAUUUGACAUGUUUUGAUCACACAUUUGUACAGGAUAGGUGGAUGGUGGAGCAUGACCAGGUAAAUGGCGAGAUGAACGUUCAACGAGGGACGCGGCGCCUCCAAGCUUUUGUUCAGCCAAUCCUAUUUUUUACUUAGCUGAAGUGUGAGACAUUAGUACCAUAACAUCGAACCAAUGUUUCGGAUUC